GAGAUGCCAAUCUUCUUUGGAAAUUUAAUCUGUGCGCACUUUGUAUGUAUAUACAUAUGAACACAUAUAUACGAAUGUCAAAGCGGACAUGGCGAACUUCAGCGAGAAUUCACACGAAAUGACAGAAAAUAACAUUCAACAACGUUGUAAUAUACAAUGGGUAAAAUUAAAUGUGGGCGGAACAUAUUUCUUAACUUCAAAAACUACGUUGGCCCGGGAUCCUAAUUCAUUUCUGUAUCGACUUUGUCAAGAAGAUUCGGACCUCAUAUCGGACAGGGAUGAAACUGGUGCUUACUUAAUAGACCGUGAUCCAACAUAUUUUAGUCCUAUCUUAAACUAUUUAAGACAUGGUAAAUUGGUUAUCAAUAAGGACUUAACUGAAGAAGGUGUAUUAGAAGAGGCAGAGUUUUAUAAUAUUACGGAACUAAUUCGACUAGUUAAGGAACGUAUUAUAAUGCGAGAUACAAGACCUUUGAGAGAUUCAAAGAAACAUGUCUAUAGAGUAUUGCAAUGUCAUGAGGAUGAAUUAACACAAAUGGUAUCAACAAUGUCUGAUGGAUGGAAAUUUGAACAGCUAAUCAAUAUAGGCUCCCAAUAUAAUUAUGGGAAUGAUGACCAUGCUGAAUUUCUAUGUGUGGUGAGUCGUGAAUAUGGACCAAGUCAAAUCAAUAGCAAGGAACAGGAAUCAACUGAUCGUGUUAAGGUCUUACAACAGAAGGGAUCACGCAUGUAAUCUAAAUCCGUCCCUUAUCCCUUCUUGCCUCCUUUAAUUAGAUCAACUGUGCAGCAAGAAGACGAAGACUGUAUCUGUUUUUUAGUUAAUAGUUUAUUUUUUAAGAUUUAUACAGUCUCCAUUUGUAAGUUUUUCAUUUCUAUAUGAUAAUAAUGUAGCGAAAAAAUAAUAUGCAGAACUGUAAAAAUUUUAAUUAUAUUUUUUACAGAUAUUUAUUAUUUAGCAAUAUUGUAUAUGAAACUUUUAAAGUGAAAACUAUUACACCUUCAUUAUUAAUGAAGAUAUGUACAUUUUCAUUUACUUGUUGUAAUGAAAGACAUUAUUUUCACGGAGAAUAUUUCACUUACUCAAUAUUUUAUAAUUUUAUAAAAGUUAACAAUUGAAAUAAUUCUAGAAAGAUACUAUUCUUUUUUUUUUUUUUUUUUUUUUUGAUACAUUACAGUAAUCUGCUUUCAAAGGAGACAUACUAAGGAUAAAAUGGCAAACAUGUUACUAAUAACCAAAGUUAUCUAACAAUAGCUAAAGUUAUGUUUUAGCUUUACUGAGUAGUUUAAUGGACAAUAGUGUUUAUGGAAGUCAUCUUUUUCAUAAAAAAUUUCUACAAAGAAUGUAGAUAUACGUGGUAGUGCAUAGCUUAUCCUUUUGUACCAAAUUUUUUGUAUAAGAUUUCUUUUUAUUUGUAAUUAUAUCAUAAGAUUCUCUAAAUUACUUACCUUGCACUGCCGCUACAAAACAUAAUGUACAUGAUAUUUAUAUAGCUAGCAUUAUAACUUUCAGUAUCUGGAUCAAAGUGUUUACUACUAACUUGUUAAGUAGUCUUCAGAUACAUAUUAGUAUUGAAACAAUAAAAAAUUUUUAAAGAAAA
Molecule: messenger RNA, 1598 nt
Organism: Vespula pensylvanica (western yellowjacket)
Lineage: Eukaryota; Metazoa; Arthropoda; Insecta; Hymenoptera; Vespidae
Gene: inc
Product: BTB/POZ domain-containing protein KCTD5
Exons: 4
Coding region: 89-733 (214 amino acids)
Biological process (GO): proteasome-mediated ubiquitin-dependent protein catabolic process; protein homooligomerization
Cellular component (GO): Cul3-RING ubiquitin ligase complex; cytoplasm
Molecular function (GO): cullin family protein binding
Source: RefSeq, a predicted model, not a curated record